AUGUGCUGGUGUUUCAACUUUGGCUUCUCAAGCAAAUCGAAAAGCAAAUCAUCAUCGUCGAACGAGAAGAGGAAACGGGAUGCGCCGGCGGAUGGCGUGUCUCACGGCAAUGGUAGGCCCAUCGUUGGAGAGCUUCAGGAGAAGCGCAGAUCGAGAGAUUCUACGAAGAAGAGGCGGUCGACCAACGCUGAUGUCCCGCGUUUACCGCGACGAGCGAGAGAUGAAGUUGAACCACAGUCACAAUACCAACAUAGCGAUCCAUACCAACACAGACCAACCCUGAAUGUCCAAGUUCCCAGCAUGCGGCAACGCUCAGUACAUCCAGGAGGCACUCAGUAUGCUACAAGCACACACUCUUCACAGGAGACACUAUUGAAUCCUCGGCCUCAUCGUAGCACACAUCAACGCCAGCGACAUCCAAAACAUACGUCGCAAUCGACGCUUCGUGGCCGUGGAGCCAAGCGCGAUCCACCGAGGAACACAAAAUCGAAGAAGAACCCUCGCCCCGAACCCUCGAGAGGCUGGGCGUUCUUUGCGCCUUCGCCACCGAAAACACCAUCGAGGCGCAACUACCAGACACUGGACGCUUCACCACGCAGCCACCGCUCUAGUCGCCAACAUCGAUCUCCACAGCAGCACGAAACAACUUCAAAUUCUUCGCCCUCUCAACCCCGCCAUCGUCGUUCACGUCAGCAGGAGCAGCAGGCUCCAACUACACGCAAUACGCGCUCCAGGACGCCAAACUCGGCUGCUAGGCGAGUGCCUGACCGCCGUUUCGCUGUACUCGCUGCUACCAACCAAGCGCUCGAGACUGUGCGCCGAGACGCUUUUGCGCAGCCAUCACCGCCGCCACGAAGAGAAAGGCUUCGAAGAUAUGAGGGUGUUACUAUCCCUACCUCGCAAAUGCCUUUCAACUGGGAUUGUGUCAGUAGUUCACAAGCCUCUGGCAGUCACGCAGAGUCAAGUUCACGAAACAGGCAGUCACGAAGAUAA
This is a messenger RNA of Ascochyta rabiei, 993 nucleotides long. RefSeq lists its product as uncharacterized. The transcript has a single exon. The record is from RefSeq and is a predicted model, not a curated record. The coding region runs from base 1 to 993 and encodes 330 amino acids. NCBI's taxonomy places the organism in Eukaryota, Fungi, Ascomycota, Dothideomycetes, Pleosporales, Didymellaceae.